Molecule: messenger RNA, 3694 nt
Organism: Vespa velutina
Lineage: Eukaryota; Metazoa; Arthropoda; Insecta; Hymenoptera; Vespidae
Product: spindle pole body protein pcp1-like
Exons: 7
Coding region: 642-2114 (490 amino acids)
Source: RefSeq, a predicted model, not a curated record
UUUUUGCCAGAAGUUCAACAUCAAUCGUUGUCAUCUUCAAACAAUGAAAUGCUUUUUUCUUUCUUUUUUUUUUUUUUACUUUAAAACAAAUAUACAAAAAUACAAAAUAGAUAGUCAGAUUAUCCCUAUCCUAGUUAUAUCCGAGAAAAUCGAUUUUUAUAAUCACUCAUUUCUCUACCGCAUACUGUAUAUACGUUUGUUCAAGUAUAUUUCAAUAUAUAUAGGUAUAUUAAGGGAGAAAAAAGAAGAAAAAAGAUCGACGAAUUGAAGUAAUUAAACAAUGAUGAAGAUUAGGAUACAGCAAACUUAUUUGAAUAUAUAUUGUUAUUAAUAUUAAUUAAUUAUUUUUGAUAUUAUCAUUAUCGAAUAUAUUAUUAUAUUCAUUAUUUUUGAUUUAUUAAAAUGUACUAUUGUGAUGCGUUUAUUUUUGUUAUUGGAUAAUCGGUGGAAAGUUUGAAAGGUUCGAUUUUGAUAUUGAAGAUUGAAAUAACGUUUCUCGUUUUUCUUUUUUUUUCGCUCGAAAUCUUAAAAGGAAAGUUAAGCAGAUUUCGUAACCAUGACAAAGAAUAACAAAAGAAACAAUCUCGAUCGCCUAUGCGAAGAGAAUUUUAUCCGCAAUAUAAUUCCAGAAAAAAGAAGCAAUGCCAGAAAUAACGUACCUCUCAGCGAGUAAUUCGCCUAUUCUUUACGCUCUGGCGGGGACCAGCAAGGAGGAUAAUCCUUCUGGUUCCUCAAUAACAGUAAAUCUUAAACAAUGUGUAAGGCAUAAGCUUCAGUAUUCACAAUUGCCUAUAAAAUGUCAACGAACGAGCCCAUACCAUCGAUCUGUCCGUAAUCCGUUUAAAUUAAUCGGAUUAAGUGCAAUAAAUCAUAGUAACGUCUCCAUUGCUACAAUUAAAAGUUGCCCAGAUAAUAAUCACUCAAAUUCGGCUUGUUCUUCACCAAUUUUGCGUGCUAUCAGUUCGUCACAUUGUAGAAAGAGCUUAUCCAUGACCGAUCUUUCAUUUGCAGCUAUUGAUCCAGAUAUAGCUAAUUUCAGAUCAGAGAGUAAUUCGUCGCUAGGACAUCGAGAAGAUUUAGGAGAACGUAGCAAGGACAUCGUAGGAAUUAAUAAAGGUGUUCUAGGAAUCGGACAUCGAACGUGGACAAAGAAUUUCUUGUCUGCUAACAUAGAAGAGGGUGUUAACAGUCUUUCACAGAAUCCAGAAAAAGCCGCGAAUAUUCUUUGUCAUGUAUUGAUACUGAACGCUUGGAGACGUAGACGAGCGGACGUCGGCCACCUACAGAAAACUAUUGAAGAACUAGCACGGCAAAUCGAGCAUCUACGCUUACAGAUCGUUGUUCUCCGUCGUUUGCUUGAGACGGAAAAUGGCCGUGUUAAUAAAUUGAAUUGGGAGGCUCAGCGUAUGAAAACUCAGCUUGAGGAACAUUUUCAGGAACGUGAUGUUCUCAAGAAGGAAAAAGAUAAAUUGGAAGAAGAAGUCAAAUGUCUAGAGGAUAUUUCUGAGGAACGAUUGGUAACAACCGAAAAUCUUAGAAACGAAUUACUCAAUGCCCAAAAUCAACUUCAAGAUUUAGACGGACAAAUCGAAAGAGAUCGUGAGAAAUUAUUAAAAUUACGAGAAGAUAAAAGGAUUCUUUUGGAUAAGAUAUCCGCAAGCGAAGCUUUAGCUACAGAACGUGGUAGUAGAGCAGAUAGGGCUGAAUCUGCCAUCGAGGAUUUGCAAAUUCGAUUGGCUGCACAUGUCGCACUCGUCGAUUCUGCACAGGAACAGAAUCAACAAUAUGCCAAACAAUUGAAGGUCAGGGAAGAUGAACGAAUGAAAUUGGAGAAACAGUUACGAUCGAGUAUAGAAACGGGGAAAGCUUUAAGCUUACGUUCAAACGUUCUUGAAAAUCAACUGGCCGAUAAAGAAGCUGCCUUGCAUCGUAUCGAAUCAAUAUAUAACGGUCAACUAAUGGAACUAAAUGAAUUGAAGGAACGUUUAAUCAGACAAUCACAAGAAGGAGGAUGGAGCAGUCGAGUUUUACAAAUUGCUGGAAGCGUUGUUCGUGCGCCACGGGCUAUAUUGCGUACUCUAUCUUUUUUAUCUAGUACUACUGUACCAUCUUAGUUUUUAUCAGUCCAAGUAUGAUUGGGAAAUAUGUUAAACGUCAAUGACGAGUUUGAUAUCGAUGUUGAGAAUGUUUGAAGUCAAAGAAAAGUUUGCGAAGAGAGUUUUUACCUUUCGUCGAUCAUGAGAUGAACUCUUAUGGAAAAGUUAUUGCACAUCAUAUAUGGGGAGGACAGAAAUAACGAGCAAUACUGAACAAAAUUUACAAGUAACACGUCGGAAGGAAUAUUAUUAGAUUGUUUUUAUUUUUAAUAUUCUUUUUUGUUUUUGUUUUUUUUUUUUUUUUGGGAAGAAAAUUUACUCACCGUUGGAGAUCGAAUGAUUUUAUAAUUAAAAGGAUAUUAUUAUUACAUGAUGAAUAUUAUGUAUAGAAUCAUGUGGAAUAUAUAACGGGUAGGAUAAGUUUGUUUAGAAUGUAUACGAAUAAAUGCUUGUUAUAUACUUUUUAAUCUAUAAGUUUUACACUUUUCUUCGCGUAUUUUGAUAAACUGAUAAAAACAAAGUAUCGUCAACCCGACCGCUAAGAUAACGAUGCAUGAUCUGUUUUUAUCAGAAGACGGAACUAUGUGUAUCUAUUUCCAGUUUUUAUUUAAUAAAUAUGAUUCUCUCGUGCUAUUACGAUUUCUUGAUUCCUUUUUAUUUUUUUUUUGUUCAUAGUUCUCAUGUCUCAUAUCAGAGAAUCCUGGUGUUUUCGACAAUACAGUUGCAAAGCAAUUAAAAGGAAGCAUAACUUGGAAUAUGCUUGCGGCUUAUACUAUAGUAUUUUUUUUUUAUAUAGAGAAGACUGAUGUUAUUAGAGUUAAUUUUAAUGUUAAGCAACCACGUGCAAGUGUCAUUGCUUUUGGAAAUGCACGAUCACAUUUUGCAUUACUGUGUUUUUAAGUACAAGACGGAUCUUAAGCAUCAUCCACAACAGUUCUAAGUCAGAUUCGUGAAAUUCCCUAAUUGUUUCCUUUUUUCCGUGUUUCUCUUUUCUUUUCUUUUUUUUUUUUUGUUUUAUUAUUUUAUUUUUUAUGCUAAUUUCGUUGCAAGUAAGAUUCUCUAUUUUGUCUUUUCGCAUGACGUGUAGAACAGUGGAAGAUUUAUACUUAUCACAAAAUGGGGUUUCUUUUCUUUUUUUUUUCCUGAGUAUGGUAUGUAUUAUACAAUCCCGAACGGUAUAGUCUUGAGAAAUGAAUUUAUUCUUAAAGUGGUUGGAAUAACAUAAUUCACGUUAGUCUAUUUGCAAUGCCACGACGAUCGUGGUCGUGAUAUUUUUUUCAUAAGUAAAACUUCUUAUAAAACCCGAUCUACGGGUCUCCAUAGAAAGUAACAAGUAUAUACCGUCGAUAUUAAGAAAUUUUCUUUUUAUUGCGAGAUUCACGUAUGUACGCACUAAUUAACGAAUGUCGUAGAGUAUAUUCUAAAUGUACAAUACAUUGUCUUUUGCCUUUGGCUUUGAUUAUACUGUGAUUGCUUUCGUUCCGUAAUUGAGUACAUAAAAUAUAAUAAUAUAGAAGAAAUAUAACGAUGAGAUAUGAAACGAUUAUACAAAUUAUUAUAGUUACUUCGUAAUUUCUAAUGAACAAUUUGACGAUAUA